Daldinia loculata is the source of this 1304-nucleotide messenger RNA. RefSeq lists its product as uncharacterized. Bases 410 to 994 code for a protein of 194 amino acids. NCBI's taxonomy places the organism in Eukaryota, Fungi, Ascomycota, Sordariomycetes, Xylariales, Hypoxylaceae. The record is from RefSeq and is a predicted model, not a curated record. The transcript is spliced from 2 exons.
CUGUUGAAGAUAAAAUCCGUAUAAAUCUACCACGUGUUAUGUAGUUCGACAAGCUAGGCCUGAUUUCCAUACAUUAGGUACAUGUAUGUAUCUAAAGGUACUCAGGUACAUGACCGGUUGCAGUGAUCGGCCUGAAUGUUACGGAUACAUAAAUACCUAGGUACUUCAGAAUCGAUAAGCCCGCUAAAUCUACAUACCUACAUGUAGGUUAGGUUAGGUACUCGCUCCGAUAACAUUCACCUGCUAACUACAUAAAAUCUGCACGCGACAAAUAAUAAGUUGACCACCGGACGUCAUCUAGUCCUCAAGCCAAAGCUCACUGAUUUAAGUCAGGUGUCUUCGUCUAUAAGUCUCGUGAGGUCAGAAUAUUUAGGUGGGAAACGUUACCUACGUAGCAGAGGCUACAGAAAUGGCAGACGAACAAGUGUCACUCACUUCCCUAAUCUUCAUAAUUGUCCUUGGCGGCCUCAUCAUUCGAUAUCUAUUCUUUUCGUCGCCAGCCCAACCCUCGCGACCACCCCGAGAUGCCCAGGCGGUAUCGCGCGCUAGAGAGGCCGCAGUAGAGAGGAUACAACAAAUCUUUGGACCGGAUCGAGUCGAUCGGAGGACUAUCUUGUGGGAUUUGCAUCGCAAUGGGGGAAACAUAGCGGCAACUACGGAACGGAUAUUAGCAGGACGUAUAGAGACCCCCCCUAUCACAUUCCAGCCGUCCCCUCCUCCAACUUCUCCCAACCCCUCGGCGACACAGACGCAACCCUUCAAGGCGCCUCCAAAGCCUGCCGAGCCAGAUUUGAUCACUAGAUAUAAACUACAGGAUAAAGUUAGCACCGGCAGCGAACCCGAAUCCUCGACAAAACCUAAGGCAUGGAGCUCCAACCGGAAUGAGCGACAAGCAUCCCUACAACGAAGGCGAGACGAGAUGAUUUUAGCGGCAAGAAGGAAAAUGGAAGCCAAAAUCGCAGCAGAGAAAUCUGCCGGAAACACCCAGCAAUAAAAUAAACAUUGGCCUACGGGGUUGGACUAGUAACCUAGGGUCUGGAUCGCCGUUUGGGGAGGCGGGCUGUGUAUCUCGAAUUCAACCCUCAAGUUAAGAGUGCUUUGUAUAUCAUGAUUGAAGUAUAUGUAAAGCGUACCUUGGUCUGAGAUAAUACUAUAGACCUUGAAUCAAAUCAAGCGAAUUAAUGUAACAACUCCGAAUAUCUUUACCAAACCAUUGUCUAACCAAGUUUAUCCCCGUAUUUCCAAUGCAACUAUAUGCAGAUUCUAUAAUGCCAAACAAAGAGGGGAAAAUCCCGCUCUAUCUU